This is a messenger RNA of Penicillium taxi, 333 nucleotides long. RefSeq lists its product as uncharacterized. Bases 1 to 333 code for a protein of 110 amino acids. NCBI's taxonomy places the organism in Eukaryota, Fungi, Ascomycota, Eurotiomycetes, Eurotiales, Aspergillaceae. The record is from RefSeq and is a predicted model, not a curated record. The transcript has 2 exons.
AUGCUAAGCACAACUGCGCUAAAUUCUGUUGCACCUGCUUCCAAGACUCUUGAUGCUGACUUAGAGACUGAUGAGGAUGGUAGUGAUGAGGCCGAUGAGACUGACGAUGAGGCAUUAUUCGAUGAUUUUGCGGGCGCGGAUACGUCCGAUCCGAUCAUUAGUAGGGAUAUUUCAGGCCAAAAUCCAUCCGGUCGAACUACCUGCUUAUCCAACUUGCUACCUUCUAUGCAGCGUGGUUAUGGUUCAGGUGCGAUUCCAUGCCGUCUCUGUGAUCUCCCAAUGGCGUACAGCGCAUCCAUAGUCACCGGACGGCAUCGACUCCUGGUCAGUUAG